Molecule: messenger RNA, 1581 nt
Organism: Aedes aegypti (yellow fever mosquito)
Lineage: Eukaryota; Metazoa; Arthropoda; Insecta; Diptera; Culicidae
Gene: CAHbeta
Product: beta carbonic anhydrase 1
Exons: 4
Coding region: 554-1321 (255 amino acids)
Molecular function (GO): carbonate dehydratase activity; zinc ion binding
Source: RefSeq, a predicted model, not a curated record
UUCCUCAGUUACUCUCGAACGUUGGAACGAGCCAGGCGUGAUCGUGUCGUGUCUCGUUACUUUCACUCGUGAAGUUCACGAGUACCUGCUCAAAGAAAAUUGUGACCUAUUUCAUUUUUCGUUUUUCACCGGUAACGUUCAAGGCCACAUUUCAGACGGUUGAAUGGCCUUGGAAUAGAAAACGGAUGAAGCGUUUUUGUUUUGUAGGUGUAUGAAAGCGAAACUCGAACGUGAAUGAGUUUAUGACGUAAUGUUGAGCGCAUCGUCGUUGCUCCAAAGUCCCAUAAGCCGCUAUUCGUCGUCGUCUUUUCGAACAGAUUUAGUCGAAAAGUUUACUUUUUGGAUCGCUCCAUAACAACAUUGCUAAAAUCAGGCGAACCUAAUUGAUACCACCGAAGUGAUAAUUUGCGUCCAAACAGCAUGACGCCGAUAAUCAAAUUCCUGUGAUUCUCUGAGAAUUUUAGAGGCUUGUUUCCUAUUUUGCGUCCAAAAAUAAGAUAACAAAGUGCAACCGAGUCCAUCUCGUCGAUACGCCAUACGGAAGCACUGAGUCAUGGAGCGAAUAUUGCGAGGUGUGAUGCGAUAUCGGAACACCACCCGGGAGCAGAUGGUGAAGGAAUUCAAGCAAGUGCGAGACAAUCCACAGCCCAAAGCGGUAUUCUUCACUUGCAUGGACAGCCGUAUGAUCCCCACCCGAUACACGGAUACCCACGUGGGAGACAUGUUUGUGAUACGUAACGCCGGCAACUUGGUGCCACAUGCCGAGCACUUCCAGGACGAGUACUUCAGCUGUGAACCGGCUGGUCUAGAACUGGGCUGUGUUGUGAACAACAUCAAACAUAUCAUCGUAUGUGGCCACAGCGACUGCAAAGCCAUGAAUCUGCUGUACCAGUUGAGGGAUCCGGAAUUUUCAUCGAGAAAAAACCGUCGGAUAUCUCCGCUUCGGGCGUGGCUUUGCGAGCAUGCCAACACCAGUUUGGAAAAGUUCCAGAACCUUCGGCAGGUCGGGCUGGACAAACCGUUGAUAUUCUCUUCGGAAACGCCGCUGCGCAAGUUUGUUGCCUACAUCGAUCCGGAGAAUCAGUUCGCCUUGGAGGAUAAACUAUCCCAAGUGAACACGCUGCAGCAGAUCGAAAACGUGGCUUCGUACGGGUUCCUGAAGAAACGGCUCGAAUCGCACGAUCUGCACAUCCACGCCCUGUGGUUCGACAUUUAUACGGGUGACAUUUAUUACUUUAGUCGUAACUCGAAGAGAUUCAUUCCGAUCGAUGAGACCAGCAUCGAGCAACUGCUGGAUGAAGUGCGGCGGUACUAUUCUUAGGAUGUAAGAGGGGUGCAUUAUUGAGAUAGGGUUACAAGUGUAGGAUGUUACAAUUGUGUGAUUUUAUAUGGAUUUUUUUUUAUAGAUAUUGUAUACAUAAAAAGCCUAGAAUGUAAAUUGUGGUAUAUGUAGUGAAGAAAUUUUCAUAUUUUGGUAGAGCAGACCAACGAUACAAACAUAGAUAGUGCAGAAAAAAUGUUCGCAAAUUUUGUACAUGUAUUUUUAAAUAUUUUUGUAACAAUAAAAUAUUUUGAAUCAAA